Loxodonta africana (African savanna elephant) is the source of this 10870-nucleotide messenger RNA. RefSeq names its product nuclear factor related to kappaB binding protein (gene NFRKB). The coding region runs from base 245 to 4147 and encodes 1300 amino acids. The transcript is spliced from 27 exons. Gene Ontology annotation, cellular component: Ino80 complex. The record is from RefSeq and is a predicted model, not a curated record. Gene Ontology annotation, molecular function: protease binding. Lineage: Eukaryota; Metazoa; Chordata; Mammalia; Proboscidea; Elephantidae.
UCCGCCGCCCGUGUCCGGAGCGUGCACGCACCGGGUCGUCUGCGGGUGCGAGCGCGUCGGAAAGCCAGUGACUCUAGAAUCGUAGCGGGCUAGGGGGCCCGUACCAGCGGCUCAGAACUCCAGGAUUGGAAAUACCAGUAGAGAGAACCUGGUCCAAGGUCCCUUCAUUUUACACUUAAGGAGACUAACACCUGAAGAGGUAUCACUGAAUAUAUUUAUCAAGAGUACCUGUGGAGAAUAAACAAUGGAUUCUCUGGACCAUAUGCUGACAGAUCCCCUGGAACUGGGCCCGUGUGGAGAUGGCCAUGGCACUCGUAUUAUGGAGGACUGCUUGCUAGGAGGCACCAGGCCCGAGAUCUUCUUUGAUGUAGUCAGCCUCUCAACGUGGCAAGAAGUACUCAGUGACUCUCAACGUGAAUACCUGCAGCAGUUCCUGCCUCACUUCCCUGAGGACAGUAGUGAGCAGCAAAACCAGCUUAUCCUAGCCCUGUUCAGUGGCAAGAACUUCCGCUUUGGAAACCCUCUGCACAUUGCCCAGAAGCUCUUCCGAGAUGGCCACUUUAACCCUGAGGUGGUCAAAUAUCGGCAGCUGUGCUUCAAGUCACAGUACAAGCGAUACCUCAGUUCUCAGCAGCAGUAUUUCCAUCGGCUGUUGAAGCAGAUUCUUGCUUCCCGGAGUGAUCUGCUGGAAAUGGCCCGAAGAAGCGGCCCGGCCCUCCCUCUCCGGCAAAAGCGCCCUUCCCCGUCCCGCACCCCUGAGGAGCGGGAGUGGCGGACCCAGCAGCGCUAUUUGAAGGUUUUGAGGGAAGUGAAAGAGGAGUGUGGUGACACAGCUUUGUCAUCUGAUGAAGAAGUCACGUUGGAUUUACAAGAAAAAUUUUCUUUUGAAGAUCUCAGCUCAUGGCUUCCGAGCUCUCCAGCGCGUUCACCUAGUCCUGCGGUGCCCCUCAGGGUGGUGCCCACACUUUCAACCAUGGAUAUGAAAACUUCAGAUAAAAUAGAACUGGGGGACAGUGACCUGAAGAUAAUGUUAAAGAAGCACCAUGAGAAGCGGAAGCAUCAACCAGAUCACCCGGACCUCUUGACAGCAGACCUGACUCUCAAUGACAUCAUGAUGCGGGUAAAUGCUGGCCGGAAAGGCUCUCUAGCAGCCCUGUAUGACUUGGCUGUCCUUAAAAAAAAGGUUAAGGAAAAAGAGGAGAAGAAGAAGAAGAAACUAAAAAUGAUUAAAUCAGAGGCAGAGGAGCUGGCUGAACCCCUGAGCGGUACUGAGGGGCUCGCGCCUCUCUCGCAGGCCCCGUCUCCACUGGCAAUACCUCCUAUCAAGGAAGAGCCCCUUGAAGACCUCAAACCUUGCCUUGGAAUUAAUGAAAUAUCUUCCAGCUUCUUCUCUCUCCUGUUAGAAGUCUUGUUGCUGGAGGGUCAGGCUAGCCUUCCUAUGCUAGAGGAGCGAGUUUUGGAUUGGCAGUCCUCUCCAGCCAGCUCCCUCAAUAGCUGGUUCUCUGCAGCCCCCAACUGGGCAGAGCUAGUGCUCCCAGCAUUGCAGUAUCUUGCUGGAGAAAGCCGAGCUGUUCCUUCCAGUUUCUCUCCGUUCGUGGAAUUCAAAGAGAAAACCCAGCAGUGGAAGUUGCUUGGCCAGUCUCAAGAUAAUGAAAAGGAAUUAGCUGCUCUCUUCCAGCUGUGGCUGGAGACCAAAGACCAGACUUUCUGUAAGCAAGAAAAUGAAGACAGCUCAGAUGCCACCACCCCUGUCCCUCGGGUAAGAACUGACUAUGUGGUACGGCCCAGCACAGGGGAGGAGAAACGGGUUUUUCAGGAGCAGGAGCGCUACAGAUACAGCCAGCCCCAUAAGGCGUUCACCUUUCGCAUGCACGGCUUCGAGUCCGUGGUGGGGCCCGUGAAGGGUGUGUUUGACAAGGAGACCUCCCUCAACAAAGCCCGUGAGCACUCGCUGCUGCGUUCUGACCGGCCCGCCUAUGUCACCAUUUUGUCUCUUGUUCGGGAUGCUGCAGCUCGGCUGCCUAAUGGAGAAGGCACACGGGCAGAGAUUUGCGAAUUGCUCAAGGACUCCCAAUUUCUUGCACCAGAUGUCACCAGCACUCAGGUGAACACGGUGGUGAGUGGUGCCCUGGACCGGCUUCAUUAUGAGAAAGACCCGUGUGUGAAGUACGACAUCGGGCGCAAGCUGUGGAUCUAUCUGCACCGUGACCGCAGCGAGGAAGAGUUUGAGCGGAUUCACCAGGCACAAGCAGCUGCAGCCAAAGCCAGGAAAGCCCUUCAGCAAAAACCCAAGCCCCCCUCCAAGGUGAAGUCCAGCAGCAAGGAGGCUUCAGUCAAGGUCCUUGGCAGUGGCCCUUCAGAGCAGAGCCAGCUGAGCCUCAGUGACUCCAGCAUGCCGCCCACCCCUGUCACCCCUGUGACCCCCACCACUCCAGCCUUGCCUGCGACCCCUAUCUCCCCUCCACCUAUCUCGUCGGUGAACAAAAGUGCCCCUAGUACCUGCUCAGAGCCAGCUAAAUCUAGCUCCAGUGUCCUUCUGGUGUCGUCACCAACAAUGCCUCAGCUGGGAACAAUGCUUUCCCCACCCUCCAGCCAGACUCCACCAGCUUCCCAGGCCACCGCCCGCGUCAUGAGCCAGUCCAGCUCUGCUGGACUGCCCCAGGUGCGCGUGGUGGCCCAGUCUGGCCUUCCUGCUGUUACCCAGCAGUCAGCAGGGUCCACACAGACACUGCCACAGAUGCCAGCAGGACCUCAGAUCCGGGUUCCAGCCACUGCUGCACAGACCAAAGUCGUCCCCCAGACGGUGAUGGCCAGUGUUCCAGUCAAAGCCCAGGCCACCGCAGCCACUGUGCAGCGGCCUGGAGCUGGGCAGACGGGGCUCACAGUGACAGGUCUCACCGCCACCGCCAGCCCUGUGAGCAAGCCAGCCACCAGUUCUGGAAGCUCAACUCCAAGUUCUUCGACAGCAGCUGUCAUUCAAAACGUCACAGGGCAGAACAUUAUCAAGCAGGUGGCCGUCACCGGGCAGCUUGGCGUGAAGCCCCAGACAGGCAACAGCAUUCCUCUUGCAGCCGCCAACUUCCGUAUCCAGGGCAAGGACGUGCUGCGUCUGCCACCCUCUUCCAUCACCACAGAUGCCAAAGGCCAGACAGUCCUGCGAAUCACUCCGGACAUGAUGGCCACAUUGGCGAAGUCCCAGGUUACCACAGUCAAACUGACCCAGGACCUCUUCGGGACAGGGAGCAGCACUGCGGGCAAAGGCAUCUCUGCUACCUUACAUGUCACCUCCAACCCAGUCCACGCAACUGAGAGCCCUGUCAAGGCCAGUUCAGCCAGUGCCCCUUCAUCCACUCCAACAGGCACCACCGUGGUCAAGGUGACUCCUGACCUCAAGCCAGCAGAAGGCUCUAGCUCAGCUUUUCGCUUGAUGCCAGCACUUGGUGUGAGUGUGGCCGACCAGAAGGGGAAGAACACAGUGGCCUCUUCAGAAGCAAAACCGGCUGCCACCAUCCGCAUUGUGCAGGGCCUGGGGAUGAUGCCUCCCACAGCAGGCCAGACCAUCACUGUUGCAGCCCACGCCAAGCAGGGGUCCUCGGUGGCCAGCGGGUCUGGAUCUGUGCAUACUUCUGCAGUGUCCUUGCCCAGUAUGAACGCGGCCGUGUCCAAGACUGUGGCAGUGGCAUCUGGGGCUGCAAGCACCCCUCUCAGCAUUGGGACAGGAGGCCCCGCUGUGCGACAGGUCCCGGUUAGCACCACAGUUGUGUCCACGUCCCAGGCUGGGAAGCUGCCCACACGGAUCACCGUUCCACUUUCUGUGAUUAGCCAGCCUAUGAAGGGGAAAAAUGUGGUCACGGCCCCCAUCAUCAAAGGCAACCUUGGAGCCAACAUCAGUGGGCUGGGCCGAAACAUCAUCCUGACUACCAUGCCGGCGGGCACCAAGCUUAUUGCUGGCAAUAAGCCUGUCAGUUUCCUCACUGCUCAGCAGCUGCAGCAGCUUCAGCAGCAGGGUCAGGCCACACAGGUGCGGAUCCAGACUGUUCCAGCAUCCCAUCUCCAGCAGGGAACAGCUUCUGGUUCCUCCAAAGCAGUCUCCACUGUUGUUGUGACCACAGCUCCAUCUCCUAAACAGGCGCCUGAACAACAGUGAUGAUGAGAAAGAAAGGGCUUCCCAAAGAGACCACACCUGGUCUGUGCUUCUAGCUGAAAGGCCCGGGGGCAGGGAGGUUGCAUCGUUCCUCUAAGUGUGUCUGUUUAAGGAGGACACAUAGUGGGGUGAUGGCAACAGUGGCCUCAGUUCUGCAGCCACACCCCGCAGUGCAGCAUGCUGAGCAAGGGUCAGCCAGGGUUCCAGGGUCUGCCCCACACUGAUCAGGAGGAGAUUCUGCAUUAGAUUUGCAUGGGGUCUCAGCUGGGCCCCCCAAGCCCAAGGGUUUUCCAGCGAGUGGGACAUCUGGGAAGGCUCACCAGCUGCAGACUGCAUAUGCAGUGAGUAAGCCUCCUACGUGGAGAUCGUGUUUUCUGUUUUCUGGUCUGCUCCAUGACUGGCGGUCUGGAUGUGAGCUUUGUGCCCAGAAAGUUUUCUGUAACUUAUUUUUUAAAGAACCUAUUGUACAUCUUUAUCAAAUAGAAACUUGAGCUUUAGCCCCUCUAAGCUGAUUACUUAUUCUUUUGACCAGAAUGAGAGAACAGCAAGAUCCUUACUAAGUUGGUGGCUGACUUGUUAGCUACACAGCAAAUGAGAGGCUGUAAGAUGGGGAGGAAACAGAGUGAAGUGGUGCCGGUUCCCUAAAAUGGAAUUUGUUUGACGCUGCCUGUUGCAGCAUGGGGUGUUGGGAUCUUGACUGUGGUACGUGUGUUUACCUGCCGACUUUGUCCUCCUCACCAAGGCUGUUGAUGCUCAAGUCCAGAGCCAGGUAGACAGAGUAGGGGUGCUGCAGCCAUGCUGCUUCUGCAGUACAGACUUUGCUGCCUUUUGGAGGUUGUACAUUCUGCUUUGCCCCAGAGCUGGGCUCAAGCGAACUGUGCCCUGUGGGCCGGCCACUUAUUUUUGUAAAUAAAGUUUGAUUAGAACACAGCCAGACGCAUUUGUUUACAUAUUAUCUGUGGCUGAUGUCGAGUUCCGCAGAGGUAAGUGUAGUUGUGAUGGAGACCGUAUGGCACUUAAGCCUAAAAUAUUUACCUGGCCUGUGAGAAAAAGCUUGCUGACUCCUGCCCUAGUACAAAGGUGGCAGGAAGAGAGUUGGGGGUACACGGGGCCAGGGCUCGCCCUGCCAGGUGGCGCCAGUGUCCAAAGAGGUCAUUCUGGAUUUGUGAGUCAUUUAGUCCUGGCAGUUCCACACCUUGCCUCAGCCUCCAUCAAGCAACAGGCAGUGCUCAGGAUGAUGUAAUAAGUAAACCACUGGUUGUUAAAAAUACAGGCCUCUUUUGUAUUGGGGCAGAGGUGGGGGUAAAGCUUUUUUGCAGUGAUAGGGGCUUCUCCGUCUCUUUUGAAAGUACCCAGAUAAUCAAAAAAGUAUCCUUAAUCUGUGGAAAAUGAGUGAUUAUCAUUGAUGGGCUCUGGCUAAGGAAGUAGACGUGGAGGACGAGAAUGGAGAUGGUUGAGGUAGGGUAGGGGGCUGAAGGUGGAUCAGGCAAGAUGCAGAGGAGAGAGUGGAUUGGUGGAUACAGAGUGGUUUUACAGACAUCUCAUUCUCAUAGCAGUUCUGUAAAACAGAAGUCAUCAUCCCCGUUGUAAUUCUGAGAAAACGAGUCAGAGUGGAAGUCAAAGAGAACCAAAAUGUAAAUCCAGUCUUCUGACUCUAAGUCCAGUUCUCUGUCACUGUCUUGUUAGAUGAUGGCUGUGAGGGGUCAGAUGAGGCUUGGGGAAGACCCAGAGUUAGGAAUGGAAAGUCUCCAUUAUAGAGAGCAGUGGUGAACUGGCUAAGAUUGAGCUUUUGAUGGCCAAGUAGAGGGCUGGCACAGAAUGUACUGAGUAGUUUCACGGUGAGAGGUCAGGACUGCAGUGAAAGGAAACACGGGUCUGUUAACCGCGUAAAGGAGCAUGCAUUUGUGUUUUAUAAAACUGAUGUUUACAUAUCAUUGUUAUUGCUUAGAGUCAGAUUUCAUGUAGAUAGUCCAUGUGACAGUUUCUCAAUAAGAAAAAAGUAGAAAUUUGAGAGAUCUUGUCUCAGGUAUUUACUGCUGGUUACAAACAGAGCCCUUCAGAAUUUACGAAUGAUUUCACAAAAAUAGCUCCAGCGUUUAGCCUCAACCCUACCCCCAAGCUUUUCCUUAUUGACGUCACCUGACUCUGCUCAGCUCCUUUGUGCACACAGGUGUGAAACAGAGUAGGGGCGUAAAAUACUGGUGUGUUCUGCAGGAUGCAGAUGUAGGAUCUAUGCCCUAACAAGUGUGAUUGUAAUCCUGACCUGAUCCAUCUUGUCACCGGGAUGUUGUAGAAUGAGAAACUCCCUGUUGGGAUUGUUCAAGGUGACAUUACCAGUAUUUGCACUGAACAUGGUUCCUUAGGAUGCAGACUCCAGGGAUCUCCUAGGUGUAGCAGCUGGGGCGGGUGUUUGGGGGAAACAGUUCCAGAAGAUCUCCUGGGUGGUAGCCAUUGAGUCUCUGAACCUGUGCUUGGCAGAGAUUGGUAAAACCAUUCAGAAUGUGUAUCUGUGACUGGAUUUGGUGAUGGCAUUGGGGUGGGUUUGUGCAGUACUACCACAUCUGAGGUUAUACUUAGGCUGGAGUGGAUCACUUCCACGGAAGUGUACCACGUUAUGCUCUGAGCGAGGCAUCAAAAUAAAUGUAAUAUUUUACAUCUGCCCAUCACAUCCUCACUUUGGAGAAAAUACUACAUUUCCUUAAAAUAUCCUGUCCUUUUAUCUAGGAUGGAGAUCUUUUCCUUGAGAGUAAAACAGGGAAUAGGUUUCUCCUUCCUACCUCCAGUCCCUAAGGAAAGAACACAUUUUAUAUGAGGGACAUAGUAAUUGUCAAUACUAGGUCCUCCAGUACUUGUGGAAUGAAUGCUUCGUUUCCUACUCAGCUUGCAAACCAAUGUAGAUCCCGAAAGGUGUCCCAGGAGCCCUUCAUCCCUCAUAACUAAACCAGUAUUUUUAAGCAGCUCCUCCUUAAUCCCUGAACUCUGAAUGCUGACUAACCAUGGGAGGUUACCUUUCGUGUAAUUAUAGUGUAUCUUCCAAAGAGUGUGCCGUGCUUCACGUAAGCCAUCUCUGCCUUGUUUGUAUGAAGUUGCAGGCUGGUGAGUCACACUGAAUACUGGUUUUGUCACUUACUAGCUGUGUGACCUUAGGCCAGUCAGCCUUUCCAAAGAACCUCAUAUACUUAAAAUACAGGCGGUUGUGAGAAUCCCAUGAGAUAUGGUGCAUCUCAAAGUCUGGAAAAUGCUACAUAAAUAAAAAGGUAUUAUUUGGUCUAUAAGACCCUUCAGAUUUGCCCUAACCUACUUCGUUAGCUUGUAGAACUUUUUCUGAACUCUAUUCUUCGUUGCCUUUGUAUAUACUAUUCUUUACCUGGAAUGUGCCAACUCCCCAUCUCUCCCCCUCUCCGACUCCCGUUGCAGUUUGCACGUACCCCUUUCAGCACCACGUACACUGUGUAUACCUGCUUGCUGGCCAUUGCUCCCAUUAGAUCGUGAGCCUUGUACUGAGCAAAUGUCUCCUUGAUCCCUACCUAAUACUAUUGCAGUGCUGGUGCAGAGCAGAUGUUUAAUAAACAUUUGUUGAAGGAAGUUAAAGUGAAAAAGAACAGAUCCAGAACCAAGACUAGAGCGUGAAGACUUUGUAUUCCAUGUCAGCAUUCAUGCAUUACUUUCAUCUGUAUCAGAUUCAAGGCCUUCCAUAACCUGACAGUUUUCUUACCUACUCAUUUUACACACUUCCUGUCAGCACCCUCCAUUGGGGCACCUUCAAGAAGUCAGAACAUCUGAGUUCCAGCUCAAAGAAUCACCCACAGCCUGAUUCCAUGACUUACCAACAGUGGUAGUACAGUCCUUUGGUAUGUCUGAUUAUUAUGAUUAGUUCAGAUAUGUUUAGCAAGUAAUAUUUAAAAGACCAAAUCUUGUGAAUGAUGUCACUUUAAAAAAUAUACAAGUUAGAAUUGUGUCUGUAAAAUGAAGUCACUGUCCUUCACUUAAACAUUCUAAUGUCUUUCUAAUAAGAAAGUACCCGCUUUCUUGAGAGGAAAGGAAGAAGUUACCAGAAGCAGUAAGUUGCGCUGCUGCAUUCAUACCCAGAGUUCAUCCAUGAGACCACUUCCUGCUCUGAAAUGCUCAAGAGUCUGAUCUCUCGUCACACGGGGACACAAAUGAAGCUUGCCGCUUAUGGGUGGGACCUGGGUUUUCUGUAUGCAGGGUACCACACCCACACAGGCAGUUGGACAUCACCCCUGCUUGUCCCCUCAUCUCAUUCCUCGUCUGAGCCGUCCAGGAGGGCAGUGUGGCAAGUGUGACCUGACUUCAGCUUCUGGAUCCCAAUGACUUCUCCGUUUCUAUAUCUCUUUAGCCGAGUCAAAAGGCUGCAACAGGAAAACAAGCAAAUUCAGUCAGCCAGAAGAAUCCCCUGUUCCCUUACCCGGGGCUGUUUUUAAAGCAUCUUCAUAUCUCUAUCAAGUAAUAUGAUUACUUGGUUACAUAUCUGACUGCUCAGAUGAUACCUGUCAUUGUAUCCAGUAGAUUAAGGGACUUGUGACUACAGUUAGUUAAUGUCAUAAUUCAGACAGUUCACAUCCACCAGUUGCACCUUGGAAACCCUGUGGGGUAGUUCCGUUCUGUCCUAUAAGGUCGCUGUGAGUUGGAAUUGACUUGACGGCAGUGGGUUUGAUUUUUUGUUUGUUUUGGUCGUGACCAGGCAGCAGAACUGAAACUAUAACCUCCAGCUCCCUCCUAUUGGAUCUGCACAGUACUUUUCUAGGGAAGUUACCUGCUUUGGGUCUAGGGAAAUAAGAAACUGGAAAAAAAGUUAGGGGCAACUACGACAGCAAGAAAACCAGUAAUGCCAUGUGCUGAAAGUUACCUUAGCACUGCGAUUAAAGAUGGGCUCUGCAAUUACCAGUUGUGUAACCAUGAUAAGUUACUAAACCUUCUGAAGCCUUGGUUUCCUCGUCUAUAUAAAACGCGGGAACAGACCGUACUUCGUGAAGUGAUAAGGAUCAAAUGUGGUAAUACAGUUUAAGGGCUUACCUCUGCCGGGAACUCAGAUGUGCAUAGUAAUUAUGAGCUGUUAUAAUGUGUAUACCUGAUGAGAACUUUCUGCUAUGGUGUAUUUGAUGGUUACAGCAGCUCUAGGAAGUUGGCAGGGGAAGCCCAGAAGUAAGGUGAUGGGUCCCAAAUGAGAGGAUGACAGAGCAGUACUGAUGCCUAAGUUACAAGUUCCUGUGACAUCACAGGCUUAAAAUCAGCCAGAACUGCCUGUGAAGCUGGAAUCUACCACGGUACUGUGAUCUGGACAAGUUAUUUAACUUCUCAGAGCCUCAUUCGCCAAUUAGGGUAGUAAUACCUACCCUGCAGGUGCAGGGUACCUUGCACAGGACUUGCAGAUAGUUGGCACUGCUCAGUUAUAACAGGUGUGCCACCGGGGAUACAACUGUGAUGAGUUUUGUUGGUGGGGCUGGUGAGGAGGAGGAGGCUUUCCACGCGUCUUCCCUCAGACAUACCAGUACACGAGAGAGUAGUUGAUGGCCACGAUGCAGAUGGCGGCCAGGUAGUGCCAGCAGUAGCACAUGGUGAUGAACAUGAUAUUUUCAUGAUCUUUCUGGUCCCAUUCAGGUGUUCCAAAAGGUGGAAACAGCACAAACCCAAUCUGGUGGAAUACAAGGAGAAGUUGGUCUUGUGGAACAACAUAGCCUUCCUGUGGCCACCAGAGUUACAUUCCCCACUGUCACCCCCCACACUUCUCUUAGCAUGGGAAGGCUUUUUUGUUUCUUUCUUCAAACAUUUUAUUUUGUAAUAGAUUUUCAGAGGAGUUGUAAAGAUAGUAGGGAGAGAUCCUAUACUUUUCAGCAAACUUGCCCUAAUGUUAGCAUCUUACAUAACCAUGGUAGAUUGAUCAAAACUGUGAAAUAAACAUCCGUGCAACAUUACUAACUAAACCACAUGCUAUUCUGAUUCCACCAGUUUUUCCACUAAUGUAUCUGUCCCAGGAUACAAUCCAGGAUACCAUGUCACAUUUAGUCAUAAAUGUCUCCUUAGUCUCCUCCAGUGGGGGUAUAGGUCAGUGGUAGAGCAUUUGACUGCACAUCAAGAGGUCCCUGGUGCAGAUCCACGUGCCCCCUGUAUUACUUUUUAGAAGCCCAGGUGGUGCAAUGGUUAAGUCCUUGCCUGCUAACUGAAAGGUUGGCGGUUGGAACGUACCCAGUGGCUCUGCAGAGAGAUGUGGCAGUCUGCUUCCCUAAAGGUUACAGCCAAGAAAACCCCAUGGGGCAGUCGUACGGUGUCACAUGGGUCGGAAUCGAUGGCACCUAACAACAGUUUCCCCCAAUUUCUGACAGUUUCUUAGUUGGGAAGGCCUUUUCAAUUAGGAAAGUAGAUUCUGGUUUUAGUAUAGGCUUAUUCAAAAAAAAAAAAAAAAAAUCUUUAGGGGAACAGUUUACAAGUGGAAAUUGCAAAAAGGUAUUACCUCAGGAGCAUGGCCUGGGAAAAUAUUUGAUCUGCUAGCUAUGUGUGUUCCACAGAUUCUUGCUGGCUAAGGCAUCAGCAGAAUAUUAGUGGGUAAAAUUACACAGGUCCGGGGGUGGGCCCGCGGAGAAAGGUGACUAUUUAAACGCAUAAGCGUAUGUGAGUGCCACAUUUUCAGGACUCCUCUUGGACAUGCUCGGUAGGACCCCCUUAGUCCAUGCAGUGUGUGGAGCAUUGGCUUCAAUAAUCACCUGCCAG